This is a messenger RNA of Diprion similis, 4305 nucleotides long. RefSeq names its product zinc finger protein 1 (gene zfh1). Bases 475 to 2547 code for a protein of 690 amino acids. NCBI's taxonomy places the organism in Eukaryota, Metazoa, Arthropoda, Insecta, Hymenoptera, Diprionidae. Gene Ontology annotation, biological process: regulation of transcription by RNA polymerase II; anatomical structure development. The transcript has 9 exons. Gene Ontology annotation, molecular function: RNA polymerase II cis-regulatory region sequence-specific DNA binding; DNA-binding transcription factor activity, RNA polymerase II-specific. The record is from RefSeq and is a predicted model, not a curated record.
UAAAAAUAAAAGAACACUGUACGCGAGUGUAACGGAAACAGUGAAUAAGAAACAAAAAGUAAAAAAGUAAAAAAUAAAAGCAACGGCAACGACGGUAGUAAUGUGAAGAGAGUGUGCCCUAAAACCUUAACCACUGGAGGCUAAAACGGUCUAAUCGUCCAUCUUGUGCGUGCGGUACGCUGAAACGUUGGACGCGUUUCCGUCGUGGUGAUGCCGAUAAAAGAAAUAUACAAACAAAUAAAUGAAUAAAUAGAUAACGAGGAAAAAACAAGAGGAAGGAUUAAACAUAUUUACACAGGAGAGGCAAAUACAAAAGCAACGUCGAUGAGUCUGCUACUGUUUUUCAGUCGCUACCGAUCUACCGCGAAUUCGUAGCAAUCAAGAUUUCGACCGUUCACUUUCAACCCUUUCUUCUUCUCCUUGGUCGUCGUUGUCGUCGUCGUCGUCGUCGUCGUCGUCGCAGCACACGCGAAUAUGAGCAUGACUCUUGUCAAGAAUACGUUGAAAGGGUGUAGCGAGGAUGAGGCAGGAGCUGACGGAUCAGCCGAAAACGGGAAACGGUGUCGGCAGUGCAGCAUCCUUUGCGUGAAUCCAACAGCCUAUCGGCUCCACCUCGCAGACGCCCACAAGACAAGCUACUCCAGCAAUAAGCAGAGCGUAAAUUCGCAAUUCACAGAAGCAUCCUGUGACAAGUGCAGUAAAACAUUUGCAAAUGUCCACCGACUAAUCAGGCACAUGAUGAGUCAUGACGACAGCGCGCAUUUGCGAAAAUUUAAAUGCACUGCCUGUGACAAGGCGUUCAAAUUCAAACAUCACCUCAAGGAACACUUACGGAUACACAGUGGAGAAAAACCAUUCGAAUGUAACAAUUGUGGAAAAAAGUUUUCACAUUCUGGUUCUUACUCGAGUCACAUGACAUCCAAAAAGUGUUUAAUCGUCAAUUCAAAGAAGUCUCGACAAGGCACAAUUGGUAGUGCGAACAGGGGAUCUAAGAAGUGCCAACAAUCGUCUCAGGGUAGACGAGACAUCGACAACAUGCUCGCAGCAAAUAACAAUACCUAUCUUCCGAUCCUUCCAAAACUUUCCCCAUCCGAAUAUCUAGAUAUUCAGCGAGAAGGAGGCAUUUACGACGUUCCUACGUUGUUACCUCGCAUGGUGGGGUUUAGUAGUUACUUUCUACAAUCGUCUCUUGGUAAAAUUUUGAGUCAACUCCACUCUAAGAGGGUUGAAGAAGUAACGGAGCAGUUUGAGUCCCUUAGAGAAACCAUGAGUCCAUCUACCGCAGACUCAGAAGGUACAGAGGGUACCGAAGGGAACGAAUCGCCAGCUUUAACAGAUCCUCAAGGGCUGGAUGCGGUGCGACGUAUUUUAGAAACAGUAAAUACCUCUGUAACUAAACAACUUCUAGAAGCCAGUGUAAAGAAGUUGGCUUGCUCACCCGCAAGCAUCAAAACAGACUACGACGAAGACUAUCAGGAUCCGGAUAGCGAAAUGUCAUGCGAGAUGACACAAUACCCAGACUGGCCAUCCACGGAUCCCUAUGAUUCUCAAAGCGAAGGACUGGCUGCGAAGUUGGAGGAUGCAAACCAGAAUCAAACCGAGUCAUCGGUAGAUGAUAGUAACAAGAAUAAAACAGUGGAAAUGGAAGUUGAAAGUUCGGAUCAAGACUCUGGAGAAGAAGACGACGUAAGCCAUACCAUGAACGUGGAAGGAGGGCGGCGAGUUAGAGCACGGUCUUUGAUAGACGACGAACAGCUAGCAGUACUUAAAGGCUACUACGCUAUAAAUCCUCGUCCUAAGAAAGAGGAAAUCACUAUGAUUGCAAAUUAUAUAAAUUUUUCAACGCGAGUCGUACAGGUUUGGUUCCAAAAUUCUCGAGCAAGAGAUCGCAGGGAAUCAAAAAUGCCUGGACUCUUACCGCUGUUUAACGCUGGUAGUCAAACAACGGCCGAGCAACCUCUAGAUUUGUCAAAGAAGGACGUACUAACGAUUACGGCUGUAAAUGACAUUAGUGGCGAUAAUUCGAGUAAGAAUUCCAACAAAUCAAACUCCACAGUAACAGAAGACAUUCCUGUGACUCCAGCCCCUGACAUAGAUGAUGUUGACGAUGCGCCACUCGUCAUAGAUGAAGAAACAACUGACUCUAUCGACAUGAAAAAUCAAUCUACCACUGUGGAUAUUAUUCCCAAGAAUCAAUGUCAAACUCCAAUAAAAAACGAGAACGACGGUGCAAUGCAACCUGAAGUUUCAGCUAGUGGGGAAACAGAGCAAGAAGGUCUCUACUUCUGUGAUCAAUGCGAUAAAACAUUUUCAAAGCACAGUUCUCUGGCGAGACACAAAUAUGAACAUUCCGGUCAAAGGCCAUACAAGUGUGAGGAAUGCCCAAAAGCGUUCAAGCACAAGCAUCACCUGACUGAACACAAACGGUUGCAUAGCGGAGAGAAGCCAUUCCAGUGCAAAAAGUGCCUCAAGCGCUUCUCUCAUUCGGGUUCUUAUAGCCAACACAUGAACCAUCGUUACUCUUACUGCAAACCGUACAGAGAGUAGAGACGUUAAAAAAAAAUGUCUCUCAAUAUCCGAAGGUCUACUUUGCGCACAACCCAAGUAUGUACGUACAGAUGAUCUUUUUAUUCUGGACUUAAGAGUAGAUUUCGUUUUUUUAUAUUUUUACCACCUCGUGUUAAUGUCUUUGCAAUUACUUGUUUCUACGAGAUUGGCAAAAAUUACAAUGGCCGAAUGUGCAGAAGCUGUUCAUUAUUAAAACAGUUGAUCGGUUGUCGAUGGAAGUCAAAAUACGUAAAAAGGUUUCUGUCGUUGAAGUAGAAACAGUUUUUUUUAAAUUUUUUUCUAGAACUUGCAUUACAUUUCACCAAUGAAUUGUUAUGCAUUUGACACAGACGAGACCUUAACUAACAGUACUUCCGAAGUAUUUUUAAGAUAACACGAGCUGGUACACGCCGAGAAAUUAUCAUGUUUUGCGAUUUGCAUUUCGUUGGUAAAUGAAUUAUUCGGAUCACGAGCAAACCGUGCUGCUUGAUCAUUCCAAUUGAAUAUGCAAUUUUCGAUCAUGUUAUCAUCGGCUGGCUAUAUAUAUAUAUAAUAUAUAUAUAUAUAUAGUAGUACGUAUACAUGUAAGCAACCAAACAACACGGAACGGUACCAAAAACGCAUAAUGCAAUAAUAAUUCUAUUAUACUAUAAUAAUAAUAUUAAUAAUAAUAACAAUAACAAUAAUGAUAAUAAUAUAAUAAUAAUAUACAUAAUAUUUUAUUAUUUUUAUUAACAAAAUAUUAUAUAUACCGUGACAAUAAUAAUAAAAAAAAAAAAAACUAAUUAAUGUACAAAUUUGUUAGCUAUACAUUCGCUAAGGAGUGCGAUUUACAUUGACAAAUAUAAAAAUAAUAAUAAUACAAUACAGUGCCAGGCUAUUAUAGAAAUAUUUACUCUCAUACACGGAUGUUGAAUUCACAUACGUAAUGUGCAAAAAUGUGCUUGUAUGCUGAAGCAAAGUUAAUAAUCAGGUUCAUAUUGAAAUUGCGGCUGUGUUUCGAUUCAAAACCUGUGUUUUUUUCGUGUAAUUCAUUCAAGUUAUUGAUCAGACACCAAAAUGAAUACUUGAUCAUUCCUUCAACAGAAUUACAAGCUGCUCGCUUCAAAGUUAUGAAUAUUUAUUCGAAUUUUUUUAGAACAUCAUUAAUAUAAAGUAUUAAAAUUCAUAGAACCGUAGAAUAUUUGGAGAUUGAUGAAAAUAUUCGCACAGAAAUUUCUUUAAUUUUUAACAUAUUUGAAAAAAAAAACCAUCAGUAUAUACUUUAAAAAUUAAAAUCACACAUUCCGUACCAGAGAUAUGCCAAACAGUAAACGAUGGCAAUACGAAAAGCUUAAAAAUGUUUUUGCAUACGCCAAUCGAAACACAAUCGUACUCUAAAUAUGAUGUAAAAAAACCCUAAAAUUCAAGAUUGCCUAUGGUUCAUCUAAAUAUACAUAUUUUUUUAAUGCUAAUUUUGAAUAUUGAAAUGAUGAAAACAUGCAUCAAGCAAUUAAAAUGAUAAAAAACGAACACGAAAUUAAUAAAUAAAGUUGGUGAUUUUUUUUACCCAAUUAUGAAAUUGGGUACGGGCAAUUAAUCAAUAUGACAAAAAUUGGAAUAACGAAUUCUGAGAUGUCUUGGCAUACCUUUGAUAGAGCUUAACGUAAAGAUCUUACUCUGGUUACCACAAAACAAAAAAGGUGAAAAUAAAAUAGGAUCUGAUAUUUCGCCUCCUUUGUCUAGAUUACUCCUAAGUCGAUUUAAAAAAAGAAGGAA